Molecule: messenger RNA, 2175 nt
Organism: Conger conger (European conger)
Lineage: Eukaryota; Metazoa; Chordata; Actinopteri; Anguilliformes; Congridae
Product: adhesive plaque matrix protein-like
Exons: 5
Coding region: 1-2175 (724 amino acids)
Source: RefSeq, a predicted model, not a curated record
AUGCUGGUAUCCCUGGGCGACGCUGCAGCCAAUCAGCUGGAAGGAGGGGUGCGCCCACACUGCAUCCCAGAGGAGUUGGGUUGGGAGAUGCCUGCCUACUGCCCCAACACCUACUGCCCCAACACCUACUGCCCCACGACUUACUGCCCCAGUGCCUACUGCCCCAACACCUACUGCCCCACGACUUACUGCCCCAGCGCCUACUGCCCCACGACUUACUGCUCCAGCGCCUACUGCCCCAACACCUACUGCCCCAGCGCCUACUGCCCCACGACUUACUGCCCCAACACCUACUGCCCCACAACUUACUGCCCCAACACCUACUGCCCCACGACUUACUGCCCCAGCGCCUACUGCCGCAGAACCUACUGCCCCAAUACUUACUGCCCCAACACCUACUGCCCACAACUUACUGCCCCAAACCUACUGCCCCAAUACUUACUGCCCCAACACCUACUGCCCACAACUUACUGCCCCAGUGCCUACUGCCCCAACACCUACUGCCCCAACGCCUACUGCCCCACGACUUACUGCCCCAGUGCCUACUGCCCCAACACCUACUGCCCCACGACUUACUGCCCCAACACCUACUGCCCCACGACUUACUGCCCCAGCGCCUACUGCCCCACGACUUACUGCCCCAGUGCCUACUGCCCCAACACCUACUGCCCCACGACUUACUGCCCCAGCGCCUACUGCCCCACGACUUACUGCCCCAGCGCCUAUUGCCCCACGACUUACUGCACCAACACCUACUGCCCCAUGACUUACUGCCCCAACACCUACUGCCCCACGACUUACUGCCCCAGCACCUACUGCCCCACAACUUACUGCCCCAACACCUACUGCCCCACGACUUACUGCCCCAGCGCCUACUGCCCCAUAACUUACUGCCCCAUGACUUACUGCCCCAGCAACUACUGCCCCAACACCUACUGCCCCACGACUUACUGCCCCAACACCUACUGCCCCAACACCUACUGCCCCAGCAACUACUGCCCCAACACCUACUGCCCCACGACUUACUGCCCCAACACCUACUGCCCCAGCAACUACUGCUCCAGCAACUACUGCCCCUGCACCUACUGCCCCAACACCUACUGCCCCAAUACUUACUGCCCCAACACCUACUGCCCACGACUUACUGCCCCAGUUGCCUACUGCCCCAACACCUACUGCCCCACGACUUACUGCCCCAGCGCCUACUGCCCCACGACUUACUGCCCCAGCGCCUAUUGCCCCACGACUUACUGCACCAACACCUACUGCCCCAUGACUUACUGCCCCAACACCUACUGCCCCACAACUUACUGCCCCAACACCUACUGCCCCACGACUUACUGCCCCAGCGCCUACUGCCCCAUAACUUACUGCCCCACGACUUACUGCCCCAGCAACUACUGCCCCAACACCUACUGCCCCACGACUUACUGCCCCAACACCUACUGCCCCAACACCUACUGCCCCAGCAACUACUGCCCCAGCAACUACUGCCCCAACACCUACUGCCCCACGACUUACUGCCCCAACACCUACUGCCCCAGCAACUACUGCUCCAGCAACUACUGCCCCUGCACCUACUGCCCCAACACCUACUGCCCCAAUACUUACUGCCCCAACACCUACUGCCCACGACUUACUGCCCCAGUUGCCUACUGCCCCAACACCUACUGCCCCACGACUUACUGCCCCAGCGCCUACUGCCCCACGACUUACUGCUCCAGCGCCUACUGCCCCAACACCUACUGCCCCAGCGCCUACUGCCCCAAUACUUACUGCCCCAGUGCCUACUGCCCCAACACCUACUGCCCCACGACUUACUGCCCCAGCGCCUACUGCCCCACGACUUACUGCUCUAGCGCCUACUGCCCCAACACCUACUGCCCCAGCGCCUACUGCCCCACGACUUACUGCCCCAGCACCUACUGCCCCACGACUUACUGCUCUAGCGCCUACUGCCCCAACACCUACUGCCCCAGCGCCUACUGCCCCACGACUUACUGCCCCAACACCUACUGCCCCACAACUUACUGCCCCAACACCUACUGCCCCACGACUUACUGCCCCAGCGCCUACUGCCGCAGAACCUACUGCCCCAAUACUUACUGCCCCAACACCUACUGCCCACAACUUACUGCCCCAGUGCCUACUGCCCCAACACCUACUGCCCCAUGA